Trichomonas vaginalis G3 is the source of this 3021-nucleotide messenger RNA. Its product is annotated as biological adhesion protein. The record is from RefSeq and is a predicted model, not a curated record. The coding region runs from base 1 to 3021 and encodes 1006 amino acids. NCBI's taxonomy places the organism in Eukaryota, Parabasalia, Trichomonadida, Trichomonadidae. The transcript has a single exon.
AUGAAUGGAAACUAUUGGGAUUCAUCCGAUCUCAAUAGUGAAGAGAAUAAAAUUAUGCUUGAACAAAAGAAUUCAAGUUUAAUUCAUGAAAAUACUGUACUCAAAGCGCAAUUCGAAAAUGCCGUUUCAAUUGGAGAUAGAAUAGAUCAAGUCAAAGUUGAAAAUGAAUCAUUACAUUCGAGAUUACGACAAGCAAUACAAGAAAAUAAUGCAUUAAGAACUCGUUUGGACAUGCUUUUAAAAACUUCAAACGAAAACAGCCAAAAGUUUAAGGCUGAAAAAGAAAAACUGAUUCGUCAGCAGAUGAUUAAUGAAGAUGAGAACAAAACUGAAACAUCGAAAUUUAGAAAGAAAUUAAUUACGGAAAUCAAGAGAGCUUCUGAUGAAAUUGAGGAUCUUUCAAAGGAAAAUGAACUCCUUAAUACAAAUUUAAAGGAAAAUGAAGCCAAAGCGCAACGUGUUCUAGAAGCAUUUUCAUUCUAUUUGAAUCGUAAAGUAUCUACCCUUGAUGAGCUAAUUGUACUUGUUGAAAAUCUUUCUAAACAAAAGAGUAUCGAAAGAGCAGAAGAUGAUUCUGUUCCGACGAAAGAUUCCAAUAAACUUUAUCAAAAGGAUGAGCCAUCAAAAGAAGAUGCCAAAAUGAAGAAGAAAAUUAAGUGUUUAUGUGAAAAACUCAAAGAAAAAGAUACAGAACUCAAGACUCUUAAAACUCAAACUGAAUCUUUGACAAAGCUUGCUAAGGAUGGUGAAAGUGCAUCACAUGAAUUAGCCUUAAUCAAAAGAAAACUAGAUUCAGCUGAAGAAGAUAAGAAACUGCUUUCAGAAGAUUAUGAGCACCAAAUUAAGAUAUUAAAUCUCAAAAUUGAAAAUCUUAAAGUAGAAAUUGCAAAGAGAAAAGAACAGAACAGUGCAGAACCGAUUGUUUUAACACAGCCAAUCACACCACUUCCUUCAGAUAGCAAUUCAUCUAGGAAGCAAACUCAAUCUGAGCCAGAAGAUAAUAUGUACUAUAAUGAACUAAAUGCAAGGGUUACUGAUUUAUCAAGGGAUCUGGCAACUGUUACAAAUGAACGAAAUAAUUUCAUUGAAAAGUUGAACGCCAUUCAAUCUGAAUAUGAUCAAUUUAAAUUAGAUACAAAGAAGCAGAGAAGCGACUUUGAUGCUUUAGCUGUUGUUCAUGAGGAAACCUUGAAAGAGCUUGAAGCUCUAAGAGAUGCUCUUUAUUCUAGGAACGCCAAACUUGAGAAGAAGGAGGAUAAAAUUCUCAGGAGAAUUGAGGAGGAUGCAGCUAAUAAAAUCCAAAAACUCCAAAUUAUUGCUGAUAAUCACAAAGAGCAAGCUCAGGAGCUACAAGAAUCGGCCAACAAGCAGAGCAAACAGAUAAAUAAAAUGAAUAUCAAAAUAAUUGAACUUCUAAAGGAAAACGAAGAAUUAAAAGAAAAACUCAAAAAAUCUGAAGAAAAUAUUGAAGAUGUAACUAGAAAAUUAUAUGAAAAACCUCAAGUUCAAGAAUCAGAUGUAAUUCCGAAAACUGCUUGGUACUUCAAUGGAUUUGAUAAAUCUUUAACAGCGAAGAUCGAUGAAAUUGGUAACAACGACAAUCUUCAGAUAACAUCAAAGAUACAGAACAUAUUCAAGUUGAUUUCCAAGCAUUACAAUAAAAAGAUUUCGAAUCUAGUUAAAGAAACUAAUGAUAUUAACGAUCAAUUUUGUUUAAUGAAGAACAUAAUAGGUCAAUUUGUUGUUGACUUGUCGAUUGCUGCUACAGAUAAAGCAAUUACAAUUGAUGAAUUAAUGCAAUCAGAAGGUCAGAACUUAAUAAGCCAAGUUUUUACCAUUAGAUCAGAGAGGGAUAACUUAUAUAGAGAAUCAAGAGAAAUUUCCGAAAAACUUGAAAAAAUUAAGAAAUCUUUUGGAAAAGAGUGUCCCAGAGUCUACAAGAAGAGAACAGAUAAGCUCAUUGGAGAACUAGAAAGUAAGUCAGAAGAAAUGGAGAAGAAAUACAAGAAAUAUAAAUGCUUAUUAACAAACUUAAAGUCUCAAAAAGAGAAAUCAGAUGUUGAAACUAAUUCAAAGUUCGAAGAUCUCCAAAACGAAAAUGCAAAGUUCAAAGAAGAAAAUACAGAAUUAACUAGUGAUAUCUCAGCUCUUAAGCACCAAGUUCAAGCUCUUACUAAUAAAUUAAGAGAAACAGAACACCAAAUCGAAGUAAAUAACAAUGAAUAUAACGCUCAAGUCGAAGAACUCAUCAAGAAAGGUAAAGAAGAGAGAAUAAGAAUAGAGGCUGAAAUGUCUGAUGAAAUUAAGAGAGUUACUGAGAAUUUAAUGUUGACAUCAGAUAACUUCGAAGAUAGUCAGACUCAAAUCAAUAAACUAAAGAGUGUUAUUGCAGCCCAGAAAGCAGCACUGGAUGAAAUGAUAUCUAAUAGAGAAUAUCAAAAGAAAGUUUCGGAAAUUGCACAAGCUUCCCAAGAAAAGAAGUAUGAACUCGAAAAACAACAAUUAAUCGACUCUUAUGAAGCAGCAAUACACGAGCUUAAAGAUCAAUCUGAAAAUUUGAGGAAAGACUUCACAAAAUUAUCGGUAGAAUUAUCAAAAACUGAAAAGUCAAAGAAAUCAGCAAGGCAACAAGUAUUUGAUGCAAUGAAUGAAAAGAAUGAACUCAUAAAUCAGCUUGAGAGUCAGAAAAGUCAAUUCGAUCGUGAAAGGAAGAUUUUGCAAUCACAAAUCUCAGCAGAAAAGUUAAAUGCUGAAGCAGCUUUCAAUAAAAACAUGGAAGAAGUUAAUAUGCAGGCAAAUAAUGAUAAGAUUCAAAUCAUGGCUUAUGCAAUUAACGCAUUCCGUGAUAAUUAUGAUGUCAAAGUUGAGAUAAACGAGAAAGCAUAUCGUAAUUGUAUCAACAAAACAAAGGAACAGAUAAGCAAGCUAAAAAGAACAGAUGAAACAAUUAGAAAGAUGGUUUGUGCAGCACCAACUCAAACAACUGAUGAUGCGGUGGCGAAAAUCAUUGUUUCUCAUUAA